Molecule: messenger RNA, 1155 nt
Organism: Daucus carota subsp. sativus
Lineage: Eukaryota; Viridiplantae; Streptophyta; Magnoliopsida; Apiales; Apiaceae
Product: 26S proteasome non-ATPase regulatory subunit 8 homolog A
Exons: 6
Coding region: 91-894 (267 amino acids)
Biological process (GO): proteasome-mediated ubiquitin-dependent protein catabolic process
Cellular component (GO): proteasome regulatory particle, lid subcomplex; proteasome regulatory particle; nucleus
Source: RefSeq, a predicted model, not a curated record
UUCGGGGUUGGUCAAAACGGUUAUAGUGUAGUUGCGGGGCUCUAGUCUCUACAAAUCGACAUUGCGGAGAGGAGAGAGAGACGAGAGCAGAUGGAUCCAAAGCUAUCAGAAGUAUCGCAAUUGUGUGAGCUAUUCAAAGCCGCCUUGGUCCGUAACGACUUCGAUAAAUGCGCAACUCUCCUUUCUCAACUCAAGGUUUUGCUGACGGCAUUCCGAAGUCUUCCUCCAUUAUUCGAAGCAACACCUAGUGCAAUACAUGAGUUGACUGUAGCAAGGGACAUAUAUGAGCAUGCAGUCAUAUUGAGUGUUAAGACUGAAGAUCAGGAUGCUUUUGAGAGGGACUUCUUUCAGCUGAAGCCUUAUUACACAGAUGCAGGGGACCGCCUUCCACAAUCUCAGCAGGAGUUUCCCAUUUUGGGUCUCAAUCUUCUGAGACUCCUUGUGCAGAACAGAAUUGCUGAAUUCCACACUGAAUUGGAGUUACUUUCAGCAAGUGCACUGGAGAAUCCUUGCAUCAAUCAUGCUGUUGAGUUGGAGCAAUCCUUCAUGGAAGGUGCUUACAACCGGGUAUUGACUGCUAGGCAGAAGGUUCCUCAUGAAACAUAUGUUUACUUCAUGGAUCUUCUAGCAAAAACAGUCAGGGACGAAAUAGCUGGAUGCAGCGAAAAGGCAUAUGACUCUCUUUCUAUUAAUGACGCACGUCAAAUGCUUAUGUUCUCUUCAGAUCAAGAACUGUCUGGAUAUAUUAAUGAGGAGCACCCUGAAUGGGAGAUAAAGAACGGACAUGUGAUUUUCCAGAAGGCGAAGGAAUCUGCCCCAUGCAAGGAGAUACCAUCUCUACAACUCAUAACUCAGACACUCAGUUACGCCAGGGAGUUGGAACGCAUUGUUUGAGGAAGCACUAGCAUAUGUUGUCCGCAAUGCUGCCUGCUAUUUUCCAUUGAUUUCCUGUUUUACGCUAAAAUUGUUAUCUUUGUUAUUCUUUUUGCUAGAAGCGCCUGUGCUUAGUUUGUUGAUUCAGUUGAAGAAUGACAUCCUUAUUUUCAUUCAGCAUAAUGAAAGCCAAAAAAGUCGUGAAAGUUGCCUUUGGUAAUCCUGUUGCUCGAAAACACUGUAUCAGUUUCUGUUUAUAAAAUAUUUUGUUUUAAGCGCAAA